Molecule: messenger RNA, 1300 nt
Organism: Guyanagaster necrorhizus
Lineage: Eukaryota; Fungi; Basidiomycota; Agaricomycetes; Agaricales; Physalacriaceae
Product: PIN domain-like protein
Exons: 5
Coding region: 376-1182 (268 amino acids)
Cellular component (GO): small-subunit processome
Source: RefSeq, a predicted model, not a curated record
CGGACAUCGUGAAGGAACCAUCUUGAACUACAUUCCCGCUCCUUCGUCCAUUAUCCAGUACUACUUUCGACGGCCCUAGCUCAAGCAGACCUGAACAAGGAUAUAGAGCUGAAGAUUUUGUUAUUCUAUGCAGAAUGCACACCUGGGCACACGUCAUUCCAUUGUAAACGGCCAAUGACAUCGACAGCGUGAACGGGGAAUAACAGGCUGGAGCAUAAUCAGUUGUGAAUUCAAUAAAAGCUACUCGACUGACCUCAAAAUCCCCAAAAGAUGAAGAAUAAAAGGUAUCAUAGCGUUGGAAGAAGCGGUAAUCAAAUAUGACCAAACCGCCCUUCAAGUUUCCUUCCACAUUCAUCCAUCCAAAGGCAUCUCAAAAUGCGGCAAAAGAGAUCCAAGACGUAUAGAAAGCUCAUGGCGUUAUAUUCCAUGACUUUUGGUUUUCGUCAACCGUAUCAGGUUCUCAUCGACUCUGAAAUGUGCAAGUUGGCUACGGAUACAAACAUCGAAUUAGUGAAACAGAUAGGUGCCAUUUUACAUGGGGAAAUAAAGCCCAUGAUAACUCAGUGCUGCAUACAUGAACUCUACCUUCAGGGAAAGUCUCGCCAAAAUGCUGUCGAUCUUGCAAAAACCUUUGAGAGACGAAAAUGUAACCACAAGGAACCAAUACCGGGCGAUGAAUGUCUUAAAAGCGUCGUUGGAGAUGCCAACAAGCAUCGAUAUGUUAUAGCAUGCCAGUCGCAGCCGCUCCGCUCGAAAUUGCGAAACAUUCCUGCUGUGCCCCUUGUUCAUAUCAACCGUUCUGUAAUGGUCCUUGAACCCGCUAGUGAUAUGACACUCGCAUCCAAACGAAAGAGUGAAGAACAAUCUCUACACCCAACGGCUCCUGACAUCGCAUUGGUCGGCCCAUCAUCUUUGGAUCCACCUCCGAAGAAGCGGAAGGGACCGAAAGGCCCUAACCCUCUGAGCGUGAAGAAGAAAAAGGUCGAUAAUCCGACCAAGGGCAAGAACAGCAGUGGAAGAACGCAUGACGAUCCUAGAACCUUGACAGAGAGGAAGAGGAAGAGGAAUAAUGACGAAGAUGACGCUGAGGAUGUAGAACCGCGGAGUGUUAUUCAUCCGACCAGGAAGAGGAAGCGGAGAAGAAAGGUAGAAGGUUUGCAUGUAGACAAGGACUGUACAUAACAAUCGUGACCUCACUCUGAAUUCUUAGGACAGACUAUUGUACUACUUUUCCACCCAGCCACUUUAACAUUCUCCAUUUUUCUGGCUAUUUCCUAAUCAUGACAAAGGCUGUGAUCAG